CAAAAGGCAUUUAGCUUCCUCCAAACAUCAUAACACACACGUUGUGAGAACUGAACACCUUUUUUACGGUGACACAGGAACUAAAGCAACAUCGUCAGGAUGUCCAACAAAAGGAAACCAAUAGUAACUUCAGUAUUUUACAACAAACCACCGAUGGUGCAGGAAUUGUACACUGGUUACCUGCUCAAGUCUCCACCUUCAUCGGUCCUGACUAAAAACACUAAAUCAUGGAAGCGUCGUUUCUUUGUGCUCUCCAAAAUAAGUGAAGACGCCUACCAGCUGACAUAUCUUACAAACAAUGAAAGAAAAGAGAUAGACCUUUCUAAGAUCAGCCUGCUGUUUAUUGGCCCUGAGACACAUCAGAAGUGGGACUGGAUCCAGAAAAACUUCAAGUGUUCACCGUCCUCUGUGCUGUUCUUCAAAGUGGAAGAAGACACAGCAAAACACUCUAGAGACUAUUUCCUCAUUGGAGAAAACAGUGAUGAUGUGGAUGGUUGGCUAAAUGCCUUAAUCAAAGUACUAAAAACCCAGAACUCACAAAAUACAUUUCAGGACAACAGAUCUAGAGCAGCAUCUGAACCUGUGACAAGUUCGGAACCAAAGGCUGAGGAUCAGCCUGAUGGCAGACGAUCAGCACCUGAACUAAUGUUAACUUACCCGUCACCGUACAGCCAUUAUGACUACCCUCGCAGGCUUAGUGAACCUCCAAUACCAGCAGCUCUUAAGAUUCCAGUUAUUGAGGAAAAAGAUGAGAAGGAAGAGAUGCAGGAUGAAUCUUCAGAGGAAAGUGAAUACAUGUGCAUGGAAUUAUUGCAAAAAGCUUUAAAAGUUGACCAACAGGAGGCGGACACUACAUGCAUGCAGAAAAACACUUCUAUUAAUGGUCACAAGUCCUCUGCCUGCAAUGGUGCAGUCAACCAGAAUAAGGACAAUGAAAAUAAACGUGAAAUGCACACACAUGUUGAGAAGGAGAUCUGCGUUAGUCAAAAUGAUCUGAAAAACAGUCUGAUCUUGACUCAGGCAGAGGGCAAACCAUGUGUCUCUGACUGUCGGAAGAUUCAGGAUUCGUGUCUCUUCCAUAAGGGGGAUCAGAUCCUGGCCUUCAAUGACCUGCUUAUAGACACAGUCGAAGAGAUACAAACAUACUUAAGACGACUAAGCAAGGAUGAGGUAAAACUCACUAUUCGGCGGCUUAUAGGAUCCCAGCCUCUGCACUCUGCACCCUGCCCAUCAUAAUAAAGACAUGAAAUAAAAUCUCAUGUGAAUUCACCAUUAAGACAUGAGAAAUGUGUCUGUGGGACAUUACAGAUCAUUCAAGUCAAAUCAUACAGGUGGAAAACAAGGUGUAAAUGAAGAACAGAAGAGCCAGACAGGUUAUCCAAAGUAGCUUGUCCUCUUUAGAUGUGUCUUUAAAAUGUCAAAUUUGUGAAAAAUGAGUGAAAGAAAAGUAACAUUUAGGCUGUAUAUAUGUACAUGAAACUAUGUGAGUGGUAACGGGUGUAUUAGUUCACAUGUGUUACUGUGAAGAACAAGAGUCAAGUAUUACUUUAUAAUAAGUAUGAAGGUUAAUUCACAUUGAAAAAUGCACAAUUCUAAACUCUUCACGUAUUUUAACCUGUUUAAAGAUGCAGUAUGAGGUACUUUAUAUACUGUGUAUAUACAUCUUUUCUGUCAUUGUGUAUUUGUUUUGCAAAGCUUUUAACCAAUCAUAUAUUGCUCCAAGUUAUUAUGUAUUGAUUCAAAUGUUUCAGACACUCUUUAGACUGAUGAUUACUGAAUAACAUGUAUCUUAUGUAAUGUUACACAUGAAUUAUGUUGUAAAAUAGCAUGUAUUUGCACUUUGUUACAA
Molecule: messenger RNA, 1849 nt
Organism: Labeo rohita (rohu)
Lineage: Eukaryota; Metazoa; Chordata; Actinopteri; Cypriniformes; Cyprinidae
Product: pleckstrin homology domain-containing family S member 1-like
Exons: 13
Coding region: 100-1236 (378 amino acids)
Source: RefSeq, a predicted model, not a curated record